Molecule: messenger RNA, 1373 nt
Organism: Oreochromis aureus
Lineage: Eukaryota; Metazoa; Chordata; Actinopteri; Cichliformes; Cichlidae
Gene: aipl1
Product: aryl hydrocarbon receptor interacting protein-like 1
Exons: 6
Coding region: 252-1061 (269 amino acids)
Molecular function (GO): peptidyl-prolyl cis-trans isomerase activity; protein binding
Source: RefSeq, a predicted model, not a curated record
AGGAGGAUGAGGUGGAAGGGCGAGGAGGAGGAGGGGGGGGUGAGGGAACAGUCCGAACAGAGUCUAAUAAUCCUCAAAUCUCCCCCAAGCACGGCGCAAAUUGCGCAUAUUUGUCACAUUACGGCCACAUUGACGCGCACCUCGGCGGAACCAGAGGAUUGAGCUGAACUAAAGUGACCUUCCACUUCCGCACGCAGCUGUGUGACGACGAGCGUACGGUGAUAGAUGACAGCAAAGCGGUUGGAACACCCAUGGAGAUAGUGAUUGGCAACAUGUUUAAACUGGACAUCUGGGAGACCCUGUUGUCCUCUAUGAGGAUCGGUGAAGUGGCGGAGUUCUGGUGUGACAUCGUUCACACUGGUGUCUAUCCACUGGUGUCCAAAAGCAUGCGACGCAUCGCUGAGGGCAAAGACCCAGUCGACUGGCACAUCCAUACGUGCGGCAUGGCCAACAUGUUUGCCUACCACAGCCUUGGCUAUGAAGACCUGGAUGAGCUGAUGAAGGAACCGAAGCCGCUCUACUUCGUCCUGGAGCUGCUCAAGGUGCAGCAGCCCAGCGAGUAUGACAGGGAGUCGUGGGCUCUGAGUGAUGAGGAGAGGCUGAAGGCCGUUCCCGUGCUGCACGGCCAGGGAAACAAACUCUACAAACAGGGACGUUACCAAGAAGCCACACAGAAAUACAAGGAGGCCAUCAUCUGCAUUAAAAAUGUUCAGACCAAGGAGAAAGCAUGGGAGGUCCCGUGGAUGAAGCUGGAGAAGAUGGCCAACACUUUAACGCUUAACUACUGCCAAUGUUUGCUCCGCAUGGAGGAGUACUACGAGGUCAUUGAGCACACAACCGACAUUAUCAAUCAGCACCCAGGCAUAGUUAAGGCCUACUACCUGCGAGGGAAGGCCCACGUGGAGGUGUGGAACGAGGCGGAGGCCCGGCAGGAUUUCAGCAGGGUGCUGGACCUGAACCCGGGCAUGAAAAAGGCUGUCAAGAAGGAACUGGCCAUACUUAACAUGCGUAUGGAAGAGAAGAACGAAGAAGACAAGCUCAAAUACAAAGGCAUGUUUUGACCUGAUUAGACUGAGAGCUGAUCGACUAAAGAAGAAUUCAGCUGUUAAAUAUCAAACCUCUGCACAGGAUACUUACCUACGUGAGAGUAUCUGAUAAAAUGAUCCAUCUUAUACACUGCAAGGUUGUAUCAAACUCCAAAUUAUGUCUGACAACGUGUGUAAAAAUUAAAGGAAGGACUUUUCACUGUUAAAACCUGACUUAUUGUGGUUUAUAUGUUGUGGAUUUGCAUUAUGAUUAAAUUGUAAUUUAAUAUUUGUUUGUAUUUCUACUCCAUUGUUAAGCAUGGCCAAAAUAUGUACCCAAAUGCUAUA